AAUAAAUCUCCAAUCAUUCCAGGGCAGCUUCGACCCUUUCCGCUAUUAAUCCCUUCCAAAGCAAUUUCAGCGACUCUCUUUCCGGCCUCGGUUCUGCUCUUCUCAGACCAGGCCCUCUCUCUCUCUCUCUCUCUCUCUCUCUCUAAAAAAUCCUUCCCAUAAAUGCCCCUCUUUGUCUUCUAAAUUACCAUCACAUCUACCGUUUCCAAAGACUCUCUUUGAAGCCGCAUAUGAUGCAAUCUGCCAACGGCUCAGAUCCGCAGCAGCAGCAGCAGCAGUGGAUGGCGAUGCAGUACCCGUCUGCGGCGAUGAUGAUGCAGCACCAGAUGAUGCCGCAGCACUAUCAGCCGCAGCAUUUCAUGGCCUACCACCAUCCCCACCAUCCGCAGCAGCAGCCGCAAUCGUCGUCGGCGGACGAUAACAAGACGAUCUGGGUCGGAGAUCUUUAUUACUGGAUGGAUGAGAAUUACCUCCACAGCUGUUUCGGUCAGACGGGCGAGGUUAACUCCAUAAAAGUAAUUCGCAAUAAGCAGACUGGUCAGUCAGAAGGCUAUGGAUUUGUAGAAUUUCUUUCACAUGCAGCAGCGGAAAAAGUUCUGCAAAGCUACAGUGGCGCUACAAUGCCUAACACAGACCAGCCCUUCCGGCUGAAUUGGGCAACAUUUAGCAUGGGGGAUAGGCGUUCCGAUGCCAGCUCCGACCAUUCCAUAUUUGUAGGUGAUUUGGCUCCUGAUGUUACGGAUACCUUAUUGCAGGAAACUUUUGCUAGUAAGUACCCAUCCGUAAAAGGUGCAAAAGUUGUCAUCGAUACAAAUACUGGUCGUUCCAAAGGUUAUGGCUUUGUAAGAUUUGGUGAUGAUAAUGAGAGAUCACGUGCUAUGACCGAAAUGAAUGGUGCGUAUUGUUCUAGUAGGCCCAUGCGCAUUGGUGCUGCAACUCCUAGGAAGUCAUCGGGAUUUCAGCAAUCUUAUUCUUCUCAAGCUGUGGUAUUAGUAGGUGGUUAUGCAUCAAAUGGUGCUUCUGCCCAAGGUUUCCAAUCUGAUGGUGAUUCGACUAAUACGACAAUAUUUGUUGGAGGGCUUGGCCCGAAUACCAGUGAUGAGGAUCUCAGACAAGCCUUUUCUCAAUAUGGUGAGAUUAUUUCUGUAAAGAUUCCAAUUGGGAAAGGAUGCGGGUUCGUUCAGUUUGCUCAGCGAAACCAUGCUGAGGAGGCAUUGCAGAGGUUGAACGGGACAGUCAUUGGGAACCAGACGGUUCGUCUUUCAUGGGGUCGCAAUCCAGCAAACAAGCAGGUAUUCUCAAUUUCGCAUGCAAACUGCGGGAAGGUUAAGAGUUGACAAAUUGAGAGGAUAUCCUGUGAAGAAACGCUAUACUGUUGUGACGGCAUCUCCUCCAAGUCCUGAUAGUCUAUGGUCCAUUCAUGAUUGGGGUUGUCAGUUCAAUGGCUUGGAUUGACCAACCAUUGGGCCUACAUCUACAAACUAAGUUACCUGUUCAGAAUGAAUGGGGACCUCAGCCUCUUUCUGUGGAGGAAUAAUAUGAUCCACCCUUCUUUAUAAGUGGAUUCCACAGUUCUGUGAUCUAUACUGUUGAUCUGAUGGGCCUCAGCAUGCAUAUCUGUUGCCUCAAAAGUCCCCCAGAUUGAAAGAUCCUAGGUGUCCAAUCUCUGUCUCUUUCUUCAGUUGAAUCUGAGCUGUUGCAACCUUUUUUUUUUCCCAUUUACAAUCUAUUGCAAUUCACGCAUCAUUAUGGAGAUCUUUGGUUGACAUCAGAUCAACAGUCUGAAAUCUGGAUUACCGAGUCAUGGGUCCCACUUAUAAGGACUCUAGAAUCAAAUGAUAUCCAUAUCUUGGGUUGAAGAAUCA
Magnolia sinica is the source of this 1865-nucleotide messenger RNA. Its product is annotated as polyadenylate-binding protein RBP47-like. The record is from RefSeq and is a predicted model, not a curated record. Bases 231 to 1337 code for a protein of 368 amino acids. NCBI's taxonomy places the organism in Eukaryota, Viridiplantae, Streptophyta, Magnoliopsida, Magnoliales, Magnoliaceae. The transcript has 6 exons. Gene Ontology annotation, cellular component: cytosol. Gene Ontology annotation, molecular function: mRNA binding.